GCGACGGAGAGAAGAGGAGCGAGAGUGGAGGUGAAGAAACGAACGAACGAAAGCAUCGGUCCAAGACCAAGCGACUGUAACGCGCGAGAGCGGAGCGGCCACGGGACCGCUCUUCGACACGAACCGCACAAACCGCACGCGUUCGACCAGGAGAGAGCAAGUGGGGGAUAUCGGGAAGGCCAUUUUCGUUGCCGGUGCGCGAUACGCGCGACAUAGACAACGGCCGGCGUGCCGAGAGGAACGUGCGCGACUGACCACUUAUCGCUCGUCACGCUCCGCGUCGUUGCCGUCGACGUCGUUCGCGAGCCCACGUUUCCACGUCCACGGGUCGGCGCGAGGUUACCGGCGGGAGAACGAGCGGCCGUGCGAAAAAUCGAGCCGAGACGCCACGCGACGACGUGUCGUUACACCUCCGGUGCGCGGUGCGUCGUAUUACCGUGGGUUUUGUUUUUACGCGUACGUGUGUCGUAGCGUAGCGCCGCGACGCCCAGUCCGAUCCACGCUCAACCGUAACCGGGGGCUGUUGUCCCCGUUACCGUCGACAUCGUCGUCUCCGAGGCGGCGCGAACCACAUCGUUUGUUCGAUAAGGAGAGGAGAGCUCGACAACGGUCGGACUCUAGUGCUACGUUAUCAAGCAACAUCGUCGACGUCGUCGUCGUCGUCUAACGUCUUGGCUAGUGUCGCGCGACACGAGAAUCUGUAGUCGACCGAAAUGCCGACCAGUCUGUUCAGCGAGAUGGACCGCGGUACGAGCGGCGGCUUCGAGGACCAGCGCGCCCUGCAGCUCGCCUUCGAGCUCUCGAUGCUCGGCAUCCCGGAGGGCUCGUCCGGCUGCCCGGGCGUCGGUACCGGCAACGGCAGCAACACCGAUCCGGAUCCGCUGCAGGCCGCGCCGGCCGUCUUCGAGGAGGCGCGUUCUAAGAAGAGCCAGAACAUGACCGAGUGCGUGCCGGUGCCCAGCAGCGAACACGUGGCGGAGAUCGUCGGCCGACAGGGCUGCAAGAUCAAAGCCCUUCGAGCGAAGACGAACACCUACAUCAAGACGCCGGUGCGCGGUGAAGAACCCGUCUUCGUCGUCACCGGUCGCAAGGAGGACGUGGCCCGUGCGAAGCGCGAGAUUCUUUCCGCCGCGGAACACUUCUCGCAGAUUCGCGCGUCGCGCAAGAGCUCGUUGGGCGCUCUCCUAGGCGCGCCACCCGGGCCACCCGCGACGGUGCCCGGUCACAUAACGAUUCAGGUACGAGUGCCCUACAGAGUAGUGGGUCUGGUCGUAGGCCCUAAAGGCGCGACCAUCAAGCGAAUUCAGCAUCAGACGCAUACCUACAUCGUGACGCCCAGUCGCGACAAGGAGCCCGUAUUUGAGGUGACGGGACUACCGGAAAGCGUCGAAGCGGCCAGACGCGAGAUACAGGCUCACAUCACCCUGCGGACCGGCAACGCACCCGGCGUUGUCGACGAUACCGACCUGCUCGGCGCUCUCUGUCGCGGCGGUCUUGGCUCGGUUCUGGGUAUUCAAAGUAUCGAACAACCGGGAUCCAACAGCUCUAACAGCUCUAACGGGGCGUACUCGAGCAGUGCCAGCUGCAGCAGCUCGACCAGCAGCACCGCUGGCAUGGGGAUGACCGACCUCGUCUCUAUUUGGAGCGGAACGAUGGAGAGAGACGAGGGACUCGGCGACUCGCCGUCGUUCGAGUCGCAGCCGACCUCGACAUCGUCGAUCUGGUCGUUUCCGAGUGUCGCGCUACCCUCGAGGCCGUCGCCGCCGGCGACGGCGAGCCCGGCGUCGCCCACGGACUCGCUUCUGGGCGGCGGACGGCGGGACUGCGUCGUAUGCGGCGAGAAGGAAGUCAACGCGGCACUGGUACCCUGCGGACACAAUCUCUUCUGCAUGGACUGCGGCAAUCGGGUCUGCGACAGCGACGACCCAAACUGCCCGGUAUGCGCCAGGCGUGUCCUGCAGGUGCUCCGUAUCUUCUCCUAA
Messenger RNA from Vollenhovia emeryi, 1982 nucleotides. RefSeq names its product RNA-binding protein MEX3B. The record is from RefSeq and is a predicted model, not a curated record. The transcript is spliced from 2 exons. Bases 714 to 1982 code for a protein of 422 amino acids. Gene Ontology annotation, molecular function: RNA binding. Lineage: Eukaryota; Metazoa; Arthropoda; Insecta; Hymenoptera; Formicidae.